AUGGCUAUAAACAGAUUUUCUGCGAGAAAUGUGAGAGCCCAUCUGGCCAGCUUUUCCCUCUUGCUCCUUUGGCUGCUUACCUGUUGUGCACAGCCACAGCCUCCUGAAUCACAUGAUUUUCAGUUCACCAGGACUGUCUACAAUGCAACUAUUUAUGAGAACUCUCCGGCACGGUCCUACCUAAAAAGCGAAGUCAAAAUGGGGAUCAUUCUGAUACAGUCCAUCCCAGCGGACAUUGAAUACUCGAUCAUGUCAGGAGACGAGGGGUUGUUUGAAGCCGAGAAGUACGUGCUGGGAGAUUUCUGUUUUCUGCGCAUACGUACUAAGGGGGAAAGCGCAGACAUUCUGAAUCGUGAGAUAAAGGACUACUACACAUUAAGUGUAAGAGCUACAGCUAGUGGUGGUCUACAAGCAUAUACAAAAGUCAUUGUGCAAGUUAUGGACAUGAAUGACCUUCGACCUUUAUUCUCACCUACUUCUUAUACCAUCAUUGUACCUGAAAGCACCCCAGUGGGGGCCAGCAUUGGCCAGGUUACUGCCACUGAUGCUGACAUAGGCUCCAAUGGUGAAAUUUAUUAUUUCUUCAUAAAAUUAGUGGAAGAGUUUGCUGUCCAUCCCACCAGUGGCAUUAUAUAUCUUACAGCCAAACCCGAUGUUGAUAAAAAUACAAAAUUUGAACUUGAGGUGUUGGCAGUUGAUCGUGGAAUCAAAGUUUAUGAGAACAAUGGUCUGAGUAGCAUUGCAAAAGUAUUAAUCGACAUCAUACAAGUUAAUGAAUUUUCACCAACACUAAAUGUGGUUGCAGUUGUCCCAUCUGUGACAGACAAAGAGCCAGUGUAUGCUGUGGUUACAGUGCAGGAUCUAGAUGAAGGUAGAAAUGGGGAAAUCGAAUGGGUUGGUAUCACCAAAGGUGAUCCUUUGGAGCAGUUUGUUCUCAAGCAAGCACCACGUGGUAAUAAUUACUUGCUGAAAAUGUCUGAACCAGCAGAUUUGAAUACAUUUCCAUAUGCUUAUAAUCUCACUUUCCAAGCCAAAGACAGAGGCAUACCUCCACGGUUUUCCAACACUCAGAUUCUUCAACUCUUGAUAAAAAGACCAGAGCCUGUGCUUUUUCAAUUUGAGGAAGAUAUAUACAGAGCUACAGUUAAUGAGAUGGCUCCUCCUGGAACAAUUAUACGGACUGUUGCAGUCUUUCCUAAGCCACAGUAUGUCACCUAUAGCUUAAGCCCUACAUUGGAUUCUACAUAUUUCUCUAUUAAUAGUUUUACUGGUGUCAUAUCAACAAUAAGGCCAUUUACCAUGCCAGGACAUCAACUUUUUGAGUUAGAGGUAAUAGAAUCUGCAAGUGGUCUGAGUGCCAAAGUGCAGAUCACUGUGGAAGAUGCUAAUAAUAAUGUUCCAACAUUCACCCAAGAUUCAUACAAAGUGACUGUCAGUGAGAAUACUCCAAUUGGUACUGUAAUACUUGUCGUAUCAGCAGUAGAUGGCGAUCAAGGGGAUAAUGGAUGCAUAACAUACAGUAUACCAAUCCUUCAGCCUGUGCCCUUUACAAUUAACCCAAAUACCGGUGAAUUAAUGACAUUAAAAGAACUGGAUUUUGAAUCAUCUUUGGAAACAUAUGUUUUCUUUGUCCGGGCUUCAGACUGGGGCUUGCCUUAUCGAAGAGAGAGUGAGGCAAAUGUUACAGUACAACUUAUAAACAUCAAUGACAAUCCACCCCUUUUUGAGCGUGUAUCAUGUAAAGGAAUAAUUGGUCAAGAUUUCACCAAAGGACAGACAAUAUUCACUUUUUCUGCUAUUGACAUUGAUGACCUUGGUUUGGUUAAAUAUAAUAUACUGUCUGGAAAUGAACAGGGCAUCUUCAGUUUAAAUCCAGACUCUGGCAUUUUGUCACUGAGGAAGUCCCUUGUUGGUGCUAAUGUUAAAAAUGAAGUGUUUAGUUUAAGAAUAGCAGCCACAGAUGGUGAGUUAUUCUCUGAGCCCACCUUUAUUAACAUAUCGGUUGUUAAAGGGAAAACUUUAACCAGGAAUUUGAGUUGUAAUGACACAAAUGUUGGACAAAAAAUUGCUGAACAGCUUCUCAAAAAAGCCAGUGCAAUGGACAAAUCAAAGAUUGAAGAAGCUUACAACGACCUAUAUUCUGUCAAUCGUCACACACCUCAGUUUGAAUCUUUUUCCUCUGCUAUAGUAGUUCGUGAGGAUUUGCCUGUUGGAUCAACUGUCAUGAAAGUGAACACCACUGACAAAGAUACAGGCUUCAAUGCUCGCAUUCUCCAUGUUAUAUCUGAUGGAAAUACUGACAGCUGUUUCAAUAUAGAUAUGGAAACUGGUGUGAUUCAUAUCUAUCAGCCACUGGAUCGUGAAAAAUCAGACCGAUAUCUCCUUAAUAUAAGUAUAUAUGACAUGGGUCUGCUUCAGAGGUCUAGCUGGAGGCUGGUAACUGUAAACAUUGACGAUGUAAAUGAUAAUAGCCCUCAGUUCUCCUCGGAGAGCUACACCGCAGUGGUGCCUGAGAACACAGCCAUUGGAACAGAAGUGAUCCAGAUUGUAGCCUCAGAUAUUGACCUGGAUCAAAAUGGUGAAAUCUUUUACACAUUAUUGACUAGUACACCUCUUUUCAUCAUUAACAGUGGAACUGGGUGGCUCUAUGUUUCUGGGAAGCUGGACAGAGAGUCAAUGUCAGAUAUUACCCUGAAAAUUGAAGCCAGAGACAAGGCAGACAAAGGGAAUCAAAAAUCCUCUGUGACGACGCUAAAGGUCUACUUGGACGAUUUAAAUGACUGCCCACCCAUGUUUAUUCCCAAGAGUUAUAGCUGCAAGGUAUUAGAAGACGUUCCUGUAGGCACUGUCAUUACAUGGUUGCAAACCCAAGAUCCUGACCUUGGAUUGGGGGGAAAAGUAAAUUAUUUCCUGACUAAUGACUUCAAUGGGAUGUUCAAGGUCAAUGUGGAGAGUGGAGCUGUAAAAGUGGCCAAGGAACUAGACUUUGAAAAGCAGCAAUUCUACAAUAUCUCCGUGGUUGCAAAAGAUUGUAAUGACUCUGCUCAGCUUCAUUCUUUUUCUUACAUUGAGGUGGAGGUGGUUGAUGUUAAUGAAAAUUUUAAUGAGCCCAGCUUCUUCGAGUUUGCAGUGAAUGCCACUGUUAAGGAGAACUCACGCCUUGGAACAAGUGUGGUUCAAAUCACUGCUAAAGACAACGACACGGGCAGGGAUGGCCAACUAAGAUACUCAAUCAAAUCUGGCAGUGGCCUUGGCAAUUUCUUCAUUGAUGAGGAGACUGGAGUGAUCUACACUUCUAGUAUUCUAGACUGUGAACGUCAGGACUCUUACUGGCUAACCGUCUACGCCACAGACCGAGGGGUUGUGCCGUUCUCUACCUCCAUCGAGGUGUAUGUCCAGGUGGAGGAUGUCAAUGAUAAUGCCCCUUUGACCUCUGAGCCCAUCUAUCAUCCUUAUGUAUUGGAGAAUUCACCCAAAGAUGUUUCAGUGGUGCGUGUACAGGCCAAUGACCCUGACGUUACUUCUUUUGCCGAACAUCUCACAUACCGCAUCACAGCAGGAAACCCACAAAACUUCUUCACCAUCAAUUCCAAGACAGGUCUCAUCACUACGACAUCAAGGAAACUGGACAGGGAGCAGCAAGCCGAGCACUUUUUGGAGGUUACUAUUUCGGAUGGCAGUGGAGUCUCCAGGCAGUCCACAGUGUGGGUAAUAGUGCAUAUUGAAGAUGAGAAUGACAACACACCAAAGUUUCCCGAGAGAGUCUAUUGCAUAAGUCUUCCAGAACGGGACCAAAACAAACAUGGAAAUCCUGUCUUUAGAGUCUUUGCGUUCGACUUGGAUGAAGGGCCUAAUGCAGAGCUCACAUACAGUAUAGUGGAUGGAAAUGAAGAUGGGAAGUUCUUUAUUGAUACCAAAACUGCAAUGGUGUACUCCACAAAGAUGGUGACAGCAGGGGCUUAUGACAUCCUCACGAUAAAAGCAAUGGACAAUGGGAUCGCACAGAAAUGGUCAACUGUCCAGGUACACAUUGAUUGGACCAGAAAGGUAUUGCCUUUGCCACAGGCCUUGCAAUUUGUGGCACCUGCCUAUAACUUUACUAUUGCAGAGAAUUCUAAAGUGUUUCAAAAUGUGGGGAGCAUCUUUGUGCAGCAAACAGAAACACCAGUCUGGUUUGAUAUCAUUGGUGGUACAUCACUGGAGAUGUUUAACAUUCCCCGAUUUCAUAAUGCUAGAAACUGCACAACCAGCACAGGAAAAGAAAACUAUGACGGAGUGAAUGACAUCCAGAGGGGAAUGGGGACUAUAGUUUUGGUGAAGCCAUUGGAUGCAGAAAAUCAGUCAUUUUACAACCUAACUGUCCAGGUGACUGAUGGGACAAAUACAGCAACCACACAGGUUUAUAUCAGAGUUUUGGACUGCAAUGAUAACCCUCCAGUUUUCUCCCAACCUAAAUAUGAGGUCUCAGUUUUAGAGAACACACCAGUGAACACAGAGGUUCUGCGUAUCAAAGCCACGGAUAGUGAUGAACGAGCCAAGCUGAGUUAUUCUUUUCAUGGUAGUGUGGAUCUGGUCAGCAUGCGUAUGUUUCGAAUUGAUAUUGGCACUGGUGUCAUUUACACUGCUGAUGUUUUGGACUAUGAGGCAUGUGCACAGCAUAUUCUUAUUAUUAUGGUGAAAGACCAGGAAUUCCCCUACUACAGAGACCUGGCUCAGAUCAUAGUGAAUAUAGAGGAUUCCAAUGACCAGAGUCCUUUUUUUACUAACACAGUAUAUGAUGGAAUGGUAACUGAUUCUGCCUCAGGGGUACCUGUUGUACAGGUUUCAGCCUUGGACAGAGACACAGGGAGGAAUAAAAAGUUGGUAUACUCCAUUGAAGCAGGUAACACAGGAGGUGCAUUUGGAAUUGAUUCACUGUCUGGCAUUAUUUUAGUGGCCAGAGAGCUAGACUUCACAUUUGUUGGCUAUUACAUUCUUACUGUUCGUGCCACGGAUGGAGGCAAUCCAGCACUAAGUGCCACUGCAACUGCCAGAAUUUCCAUCUCACUCUCAAAUAUCUCUAGUCCUAAAUUCACCCAAUCAGAGUACCAGGCUGAGAUUCCUGAGAAUGUGCCUGUUGGAACCUUCGUUUCUCAUAUCACAGCUCUAAGCCCUUCCGAACUCAUUUACAAUAUAGAUCAUGGGAAUAAUGAGAAGACGUUUGAAAUCAACCGCUACACAGGUGUAAUUGUGACUCAGAAGUCCUUAGAUUUUGAAACCACAUCAUUCUACAAAUUGAUUAUCCAGGCUGUCAACAUGGCGGGGUUUGUUUCCCGUGCUACACUUAACAUUCAAGUGGUAGAUAAGAAUGAUAAUCCACCUGUAUUUCAACAGCUGUGCUAUUCGGGAAGCAUUAGUGAAGCAGCUGCCAUCAACAGUGUGGUUUUAGAUGAUGAUGGAAGUCCCCUAGUGAUCCAGGCUUUUGAUUCUGAUAGGAACGAGAAUUCUUUACUAGUCUUCCAUAUUGUGGAAGACAUGGCAAAAUUAUUCUUCUCUGUUGAUGCUGGUACUGGAUCAAUCAGAAACAUUGCCAAUCUGGACUAUGAGACCUUUAGUGAGUUUUACUUUCAAGUCAGUGUUAGGGAUAGUGGUAGCCCAGAACUGACUGCAGACAGUGCAGCAGAAGUUUUAAUAAAAGUCAUAAACAUCAAUGAUUCUCCUCCCCGAUUCUCUCAAUACACAUACGACACUGUUGUGCUGCUCCCUACAUAUUCUAGUCUAGAGAUUUUAAAAGUGGAGGCAUCUGACCCUGACAUGAGUACAAAUUCAAUUUAUUAUUUUGCUGACAACAACCUGGAGCCUUUUGCCAUUGAUUCCAGGACUGGGAUCCUCACAGUCAAAAACACCAAGCUGUCACAAGACAGGUACUCUUUCAACAUAAAGGCAUCAGAUGGACGUUACUCCUGCACUGCACUUGUGACAGUAAUAGUACGUGAGGCUAUGGACAGUGGUCUUUUGUUUAGUGAGCCAUCAUACACUUCCACGGUAUUGGAGAACACCAUGAACAUAUCUACUUUAAUGGUAGUCAAUGCUAUAGGAAACCAACUAAAUGAACCAAUUAAAUAUACAAUGUUAAAUGCAGGGACCCACUUUAAAAUUGGACCCACAUCUGGGGUCAUACAGACCACUGGAAUCGCAUUUGACUGUGAAGAGCAAGAGGUAUAUGAAUUGGUAGUGGAGGUGAGUCGUGAACAUGACUGGUUAAGGGUUGCCAGGGUGAUGGUUCGAGUGCAAGUGGAAGACGUCAAUGAUAACGCUCCUGAGUUUGUCGGCCUACCAUACUAUGCUGUAGUGCAGGUUGAUGCGCAGAUUGGCUCAUCUAUAUUUCAGGUGUCAGCUACAGACUUGGACAAAGGAAUAAAUGGAAUGGUUUCCUAUGAGCUUGAGGAUGAACAUAAACAUUUUGAGCUAAACAGUAUAACAGGUGAAGUUACUCUUCAAAGAGCCUUUGUAGCUGACAUGUCCAAUGUUGAGUACUCACUAGUCAUUAUCGCGCGUGAUGCCGGCUACCCUUCACUUUUUACUGCUGUAGAACUACCAGUCACAAUAGUUAACAAAGCCAUGCCCGUUUUUGACAAAAGUUAUUAUGGGUGUUCUGUUAGAGAGGACAUACCUGUGUCAACCCCAAUUCUAAAGAUUAAUGCUGUGAGUCCUGAAGGGCAGAACAUUAUUUACACCAUUGUGAAUUGGUAUCCCUCUCUCCAGUUUGACAUUGGUUUUGAAAGUGGUGUGAUCAGUGUUAUUUACCCCAUAGAUUAUGAGACUACUCCUUAUUAUAAGCUAAUAGUCAGGUCCACUGAUAGGAUCACUGGAGCUGCAUCAGAGGUUGAUGUUAACAUUGAUAUUUUGGAUGUAAAUGACAAUGCCCCUGUAUUUGAGAAAGCUUUAUACACUGUUACUCUGGCUGAGAACUUAAUCACAGGGACUGUGGUGGUACAACUCUUUGCAACAGACAGUGAAUCUGAAAAUGAUGCUAUUCAUUAUGAGAUACUUUCAGAUGAUUCAAACUACACAGACUACUUUGCCAUUGAAAGCACCACUGGUCGUGUUGUGACAGUCCAUCUUUUGGACUAUGAACUAAUUCAACACUAUAGAUUCAUUGUCCGAGCAACAGACGAUGGCUCCCCACCCCAGAGCAGUGAGGUCACGCUUUCUAUCUUGGUAAAUGACACAAAUGACAACCCUCCAUCCUUUGACCAGCCACUCUAUGAAGUCUUUGUUAAUGAACUUGCUCCGAAGGGGAACUUUGUAACCUGUGUUCAGGCUUUUGAUGCAGACAUCUCCGAUUUUGACAGGAUAACAUAUAGCAUUCUUUCUGGAAAUGAUAGGAUGAACUUUUUAAUAGACCCUGAAACAGGAGUCAUUACUCUAUCGCACCAACGUUUGCAGCGGAUGCAGCAGUUAUACAUGCUCAAUGUGUCUGCAUCAGAUGGAGUGUUCACUAGUAUAGCACAGGUAAAUAUUUGGAUACUUUGGGCCAACCUAUAUAACCCUGUUUUUAGCCAGAAAUUUUACCUUGCUGAGAUACAAGAGAAUAGACCUGCAGGAACUACGGUUAUUCAGGUUCAGGCCACAGAUGAAGACCUUGGGCUUUUUGGUCAGAUAAUGUAUUCGUUUAUCAAUGACCUUGGAAAGUCUCUGUUCAUUAUUGGAGCAGAUGGAGUAAUCAUCACUGCCCAAAAAUUAGACAGAGAGAAUAUGAUGAUUAGGGAUAUUAUAUUGAUAGUAAUGGCUCUGGAUGGAGGUGGAAGAGCCUCUUUCUGCAAUGUUAGAGUAAUAUUAACGGAUGAGAAUGAUAAUGCUCCACACUUCAGGGCUGUGGAGUAUAGGGUUAGCAUUAAAUCUAAUAUAGGUAUUGGUACACUUUUGACUCAGAUCCAGGCUCAGGACCCAGAUGCUGGGGAUAAUGGCAAGGUGACUUAUUCAUUGUACAGUGAGGCAAGGCUUCCUUUAGUGGAUGUGUUAGAAAUUGAGCCUGAUAGUGGAUGGAUGGUCACAAAGGGAAGCAUGACUCAUUUGAGAGGAACAGUUUUAUCCUUCUUUAUUAAGGCCACAGAUGGAGGAGUCCCUUCUAAACACUCAUUGGUGUCUGCAUUCAUCCAUGUACUCCCACCUGAUGCUACCAUGCCAGCAUUCACUCAGCCCCAAUACUCCUUUACUGUUCUAGAGGAUAUACCAAUUGGCACAGUUGUAGGUUCAGUGUUUUUAAGUCCAGGUCAGAGUGCAAUUUUUGCUGUGGUAAAUGGGGAAACAGUAGAGAGCAAUCAGGGGAAAAUGUUUAUAAUAGAUAGAGAAACUGGUGUUCUCAGGCUUGAUAACACGCUAGACUACGAAUUAGUUAACAUUUAUCAUUUCAAAGUGUCUGCCACCAUGAGAGAAGAUUUAGUAGAAUCUAUGUCUGUUGUUGAUGUGGAGGUGAAAGUCCUAGAUGUGAAUGACAAUAAGCCUUCCUUUGAGACUAGCUCAUAUUUAGCUAUGGUAAUGGAGGGCGUUUCUGUAGGUACACGGGUCAUGCGGGUAAAUGCUCUGGACCCCGACUGGGGCACAAAUGGCCAGGUUACCUACAGCCUUGAAUCAAUCUUCAGCCAUGAUAAAGAACAAACUGAGCAACCAUCUAUCAAUACUAUGUUUACAGUAGAUAGUAAAACAGGUUGGAUCACCACUCUUAGAGACCUGGACCAUGAAAUAUAUCCAUCGUACACGUUCAAUGUGGUUGCAUCAGAUCUAGGGGAGACAAUCUCUCUCUCUUCUACUGCUGCUGUCACUGUUGCUAUAGCUGACAUCAAUGACAACCCUCCCAUCUUUGAGAGUGCCUACUACAGAGCUGCUGUGAAGGAGAGUGACCCAAUAGGAGAAGUAGUGUGUGUUCUUAGCACCCAAGAUUCAGACACUUCUGAUCAGAAUAGACUGGUCAGCCUCCAUAUCACAGGGGGGAACCCUAGGGGGGUGUUUGCAGUAGAUACAGUGCAAGGAGUGUGGAAGUUGUUUGUGAAGCAGGCAUUGGAUAGGGAAAUGCAGGAUCGAUAUCUACUCAAUAUCACUGCCUCUGACAGCUUGUUUGUGACCCAUGUGAUUGUGGAGGUCACCGUCAUGGAUGCCAAUGACAACAGCCCUAUAUGUAAACAGGCUAUAUAUGAGGCAUCAUUUCCAGAGGACAUACCCAUUAAUUAUGGAAUUCUGACUGUUUGGGCUACAGAUUCUGACAUUGGUAUCAAUUCAGAAAUUCAGUACUCCUUAUUUGGCAUUGGAAUUGAAGACUUCUAUAUGGAUACUAACACUGGUGAGCUGAAGACUGCCUCUCUUAUGGACCGGGAGAGGACUCGGUCCUAUAAUCUAAUAGUGCAGGCUACAGAUGGAGGUGGCUUAUUCUGUCGCUCUGAUAUCUUUCUCACUGUAAUAGAUGUAAAUGACAAUGCUCCUUCCUUCUUUUACACUGAGUUUCUAGCCAGUGUGUUUGAAAAUACUGCACCUAAAACCCCACUAACACGUCUGCAGGCUGAGGAUCCUGAUGAGAACCUAAACAGAAGAAUCAUAUACUCUCUAGUGGACUCUGCUGAUAGUGCCUUCUCCAUUAACCCAUUUUCUGGAGUGGUAAUUCUGGAGAAACCUUUGGAUCGAGAGAUCAAAGACUCAUACCAAGUCAGAGUGCAGGCUGCAGACCAAACAGGGGCUGUCAGCUCACUCUCCACACAGGUAGACCUCAUUGUCAUGGUUCUGGAUGUCAAUGAUAACCCACCAGUCUUCCAGAAGCAGGACUAUGCUGUUACAGUGCCUGAAGAUGUUGCUGUUGGAACAGAGUUGUUGAGGGUCUUUGCUUCCAGUAAAGACAUUGGUAUCAAUGCGGAGAUCUACUACAGUAUCAGUACAGGCAACGAACUUGGGAAGUUUUACAUUGAUAAGACUUUAGGCAGCAUCUCAGUGGCUGAUGAUUUGGACUAUGAAGUCUGUAAAGACUUUUUCCUUAAAGUUGAGGCUGUUGAUGGUGGAACCCCUCCUCUGAAAACCUCCACAAUCAUAAGCAUUGACGUGAUGGAUGUAAAUGAUAAUGCACCUUACUUCAGUGAAGAGAUUUAUAAUGUUCUGGUCAGUGAAGACACUGCCAGUGGGGAGACCAUCAUUAGGUUAUUAGCAGAAGACCUUGACAGCCAAGUAAAUGGGAGAAUUACUUACUCAAUCUUGAGAGGAGACCAAGGGAACCAGUUCUGGAUCGAUCCAGUCACAGGACUAUUGAAGGUCAACAAGGCACUUGAUAGAGAGAAGGUCUCCAGCUACACUUUGUUCGUUCAAGCAUUCGAUAGUGGGUCUCCUGCGAUGUCCACGACUGUACCUGUGAACAUUGAUAUUGCUGAUGUGAACGAUAAUGCUCCAGUGUUUUCCCCAGAGAAUGCUUCAGCAGUUAUUCAGCUGAACAAACCUGCAGGUACCACCAUUCUGAUCCUUUCUGUCUCUGAUAAUGAUGCUCCACGAAAUGGAGGCCCUUUUGAAUUCCUAAUUGUAUCUGGGAACGAGGACAGCGCAUUCACUCUAGACAGGAAUGGAGAGCUGCGGUCGAACAAAGUGUUUGAACUACAUGCUACAAGGGAGUACGUCCUUGAGAUCCAGGCAUGGGACUCUGGGAAGCCUCGCUUGUCCUCGACCUCUUUUGUGGUUGUGCAUGUGAUUGGAGGAAGUGUCUUUAAGCCUGUGGUCGUUCCUCUAGAGAUCAUUAUAGUGAUGGUGGAAGGUGUCUUUCCUGGUGGCAUCAUUGGAAGAAUCUAUGCCAGGGAUGAAGAUGAGAAUGAUGAGUUGUCUUUUACACAGCAGCCUCAGCCAAAAAGCCUGUUCAGUGUUGACCGACAAGAUGGCAAGAUUGUGGCCCUGAGUGGUCUGGAGCCUGGCAGGUACUGCAUUAAUGCCACAGUCAGUGAUGGUCAUUUCUCAGAAACCGUGGGGGUAAAUGUGCAGGUUGAGGUGGCCACAGAAGAAAUGGUGCAGAAUGCCGUCUUAUUGCGCUUCCAGGACCUCUCUCCAGAGGACUUCGUGGAAAUAUACUUAAAGCCUUUGAAGAAAACUAUUCAAAAUGUACUGGUUGGGGCCAGAAUGGUGCAGACCCCAGAGCCAAUUCAUAUUAUUGGGGUGCAGUCGGUGACACAGUCUUCCCAGCUGGAGGUCCUGUUGGCUGUGGAAGCACAAAAGGGAGGUUAUCUGGAGCCUGGGGAGCUGGCACUGAGGCUGGGUGAACUACGGGAGAAGCUAGGAGGAACAUUGAAGCUGGUGGAUGUGCUGGAUCAGAGCUGCUCAGGCGAUUUGGACUGUGGUGAUAGUGUGUGUGAACUCAGCCUAAAGCUGGAACCUGCUGACUUUAUCACUUAUGGUACCUCUAAAGUGAGCUUUGUCUUGCCACGUUUUGUGCGCACACAGACUUGCAUGUGCUCAGGUGGAAUAUGUUCAACAUCUGAUGCGAUGUGUGGCCAGGCCUGUCCUCCUGACAUGCAGUGUGUCCAUAGUGCUGCAACAGCUCCCUCUGCAUGCCAGUGCCUGCCUGAAACUCUUCACCAGUGUGCAGGUCAGACAUCUCUGAGUUUUUCAGGGAACAGCUAUAUUAAGUACAAAGUGACGGCCAACAAGAGAGAUGGGGCUAUAAAGGUCAGCAUGAAGAUCAGAACCCUGCAAAACAGAGGAGUCAUAAUGUACAGGCAUGCUGAGCUUUGUCACAUGCUAAAGAUUGAGGAAGGGCGCCUUUGGUUCCAGCUGGACUGUGCCAAAACUCUCGAUGUACUGGGCAUCUCUGGACGCCCCAUAAAUGAUGGUGCAUGGCAUGCUCUGAGCCUAAGUCUAAAUUACAACUAUACACUACUCUCACUGGAUGACAGCCAUGUGGAACGCUGGCAUGAUGCCCAGAUCCCUGUUCAUCUCUGGCCUUCUACCACUAAUGUUUCACUGUUUUUUGGGGCUCUGGUGUCCCAGAGAGGUGAGCCCAGGCACUCCAUGCCAUAUGAUGGUUUCCAGGGCUGCCUGAGUGCUAUAACACUGAACGGAAAUGAGCUGCCACUACAGAGUAAGAGAAACCGCCAUGGUGAGUUAACCGCAAUCAGUGAGGUGAAGAUGGGCUGCGUCCUCUACCCUAACCCCUGUCUGGAGGUGUCAUGCCAGAAUGGUGCCACCUGCAAUAGCCUGGCCACUGGAGCUUUUUCCUGCAGCUGCCCACCACAGUACACUGGUACUCUCUGUGAGUCAAGAGUCUCAGCCUGUGUCCCCACACCGUGCCGGAACAGAGGAGAGUGUAAAGCUGUGGGUAACACUUUCCUUUGUGGCUGCACAAAAGGCUUCACUGGACUCAUAUGCAGUGAGGAUGUGAACGAGUGUGACCGGGAGGAGUGUGAAAAUGGCGGCACAUGUAUGAACACAUUCGGGUCAUUCUACUGCAACUGCACAGCUGGCUUUGAGGGCCAGUUCUGUGGGCAGCCAUCAGCAGGUGUAACAGGAACACAGGCUGAGAUGCUGUCCUACAUUGGCCCAGCAGAAGUGAUUGGUAUUGCCGUUUUGCUUUUUGUGGUGUUGGUGCUUCUUGUGCUGCUGGCUGUUUUCCAUAAGAAGCUGCUACGUAAGGACGGGAUCAGCGCUGAUUCAGCAGGCAUCUCCGCAGAGAAUAGCUAUCCCCUACGUGAAAUGUGUGCAGGUGCUGAAGGACCUGAAGGACCUCCACAGGUCAUGGUACGCCCUACUGCUUACACAGCACCAAGGUUUCAGAGGGAGGAAACAGCAGGUCUUGCCAGCAUCUCAUGUCCACCCCCAAUGGACACAUUUCAGUUAAGAUCACACAACCUGGGUAUACCUAGAAGAGGGGUAGCUGUGUGUAGCGUUGCUCCAAAUCUGCCCUCAUUGUUGCCCAACUUCCCCCUCCGUAACCCUCCCUGGGAGGAUGAUGAUGAAGAUGAUGAAGAUGAUGAUGAAAAUGAAGAAUGUGAUACUCAGGCCCGAAGAUGGCAAGAUAGAAACUAUCGAGCAGAUGGUCAAGAAAUGGACACAAAAUGGGAGUCUAUGACUGCAGUGGAUGAGGCCUCUUCUUUUUCAGAUAGCAAUACAAGUGAAGCUCACUCUGUUAGAUCUGACUUCUGCCUUGACAACGCUUCCGUUGUGACAGUGAUACGGCGGGUCAAUGAUGCAGCGGACCACGUCACCAGUAAAGCAUACCACUGGGAGGCUACGAAGUGGAUUCCUGACCCCUUAAUGACUGACCUGGAAUCCAUUAACAGACUGUGCUCUUCUCCUCUUCUACCAGCUCCUCAUAUCCUUACCGCCACACGGCUGAGUGACAGCAUUCGUUUAGGCGGCAGUGUGCACUCCCUGGAAGUCAGCUAUCCAUCACAUAUGUUUGAAGGCCACAGAGACUUUUACUCAUCACUAUCUAGGGAGAAGAGCCCUGACCCAGUGUGUGAUGGUUGCCAGGAUGAGGACAGUCUUCCUCAAAGGAGCUAUAAUGAGGGAAUAGCCAGUGCCUCGUGCUAUCACUCUAGCCAUGGGGAAGACGGGCUACAAGUCUGGAAAGAUUCUCACUCCUUUGGCAGCCAUAGGGAGAUCAAUAAACUUGGGGACAGACGAUCAUUUGGAGCUCAGUGCACACAGAAUAACCUGUCUGUGGACAGCCUGUAGACAGGUAUAAGCACGACUUUCUGAAAUGACAGC
Clarias gariepinus (North African catfish) is the source of this 13704-nucleotide messenger RNA. RefSeq names its product protocadherin Fat 3. Gene Ontology annotation, biological process: homophilic cell-cell adhesion. The coding region runs from base 1 to 13671 and encodes 4556 amino acids. The record is from RefSeq and is a predicted model, not a curated record. Gene Ontology annotation, cellular component: plasma membrane; catenin complex. Gene Ontology annotation, molecular function: calcium ion binding; cadherin binding. Lineage: Eukaryota; Metazoa; Chordata; Actinopteri; Siluriformes; Clariidae. The transcript has 28 exons.